AUGUUUGCAGCAGAGUCGAGGAAGAGAAGGGCAAGCGUGAACAACGAGGGUCAAUUGGCCGCUAAACGGUACCAUGCAGGUGCACUCUCAACACCGUACAAGAACUCCAUACCCAUGGAACUGUCCAGUUCCCCCACGAGCGAGGCGUUGUUUUCUAGUGUCGCGAGAAACGACCAGUUGCUCAUGAGUUCCCCUCCAGUGGCCGCUUUGAAAAGGAAACAGGUGCCCCAACUACAUACUCCUAUCCGGCUGUGCCUGAAUAUCGGGACAGACGGGAAGGCACACAUUGGGUCCCUGUCGUCUCCGGAAACCCCCCCCACGAAGGUGCUGGAUGCUGGAAGGGCUGUAGAGGAGGAUAAGGAGAACUCGUUGCUUACAGAGGUCUCGCAAAUUGGGGAGAAGAGCAAGAUCUUAAAUCUGCUCAAACAGAUGAAAAACGGAGGCAAUUCCCCCACUAAGCAGAGGGGAAAGCGUGCUGGAGCAACGGCACCACCAGUGCAUGUGCCAGCACCCGCACCUGCGUCACCACCGCGUGAUCAACACCCGUCGCAGCCAUUGAGUCCAAUUGCACCAAAUAACAGCAACAGACUCUCCGCGAACUAUAUGCCGCACGCACCAGCGACCCCGGGAUCAAACUUUAACUUGAGCUAUAUACGCACGGGGCUCACCCCGAACAUCUCAUCCAUGGACAAGAUCUUGUUCGAUAACAUACAAUCGUCGUACGCACAGCAGACACCACACCGCACAGAGAACAAAAAUAACCUACGCAGCCAGCUGAUUAACUUACAACAUACACUGUCUCCAAAACUGUACUCUGCAGCGAAGAAGACCUCCCCACAAACGGUAACACCCCGUUCAAAGUACACGGGCGGUGACCCGCUGCUGAUGGCGUACGAUGACCAUUGGUCCGACAUCAUGAGCCAGAACGGGGGCACCAACGUGAUGGCUACCCCGCAUGGGUCAGCACCAACCACUGCCAUCAAGAACUCGAACUCAAUGAGCGCAUUCGGGACCCCAAGUCUCAAAGUCACAGAACCAGAGACACCCAGGACACAGCAGUCCAAUUUGACCACCGCGGGUGUCACGAACAGUUCUCCAGCCCUCAUGCCGAACAGCAAGACGCAAGCGCAGCUCAACACAAGAGGUUCUGCCCAGAGUAACAGCACUUUACAGUGCACACCUUUGAUACAACAAUCGAUGGCUGGACUACUGAGCGCCAAGAUGUUGCCCAACAUGGCUGUCUCGCCAAAGGGGACCCACGAGACGCCAGAACCGAUAGACGAAUUCCAAUCCGAGACGGUAACGGACGACGCCUGUACAGCAUUGAAGCAGCUGAUCUACCGCCCGUCCUGA
Molecule: messenger RNA, 1353 nt
Organism: Huiozyma naganishii CBS 8797
Lineage: Eukaryota; Fungi; Ascomycota; Saccharomycetes; Saccharomycetales; Saccharomycetaceae
Gene: MSA2
Product: Msa2p
Exons: 1
Coding region: 1-1353 (450 amino acids)
Source: RefSeq, a predicted model, not a curated record